AAAACGUUUCCUGAAAACGCCCCGUGAAAGAGAAAAGGCGGAAACUCCAGAGACUCUGAAUAAUAAUAACAUGAAUAAAAAAAGCUUGUUUAUCCAGAGGAGGGACGGACUUCAAUUGACUUCUGCGCCCAAAACCUUCUUUUCACUUUCCAAACCUGCACUUUUUUUCCCUCAGCAGCAGUGACUCAGUCUCCACCCUCCGCAACAACAACCCCGACCCGGGUCAGCCGCUGUGACAGCCCACGGGAUCCGUCAACUCGGCCACAGCAACAGCGGGCGUCCAUGAACAUACGAGCCGGAGGAGUGGCUGGCCGACACACGACGACGAGGCGCGGCGCGGAGCUCAUGGAGGAAGCCCCUGUGGCGCAGGAGUGAAACAAAAACGUGGAGCUAACGUCAAGGUUGGAAGAACGAAGUGAAACCAUGUUGGGGAACACGGGGACUUACGCUAACAAGAAGAGGAAGAAGCCUGUCCUCAAACAAAAGAAAGUCAAUGAAGGCAAUGAGGUUGUCAAAUCAAACCCUUCAAAGCGACACCGGGAUCGGCUGAAUGGGGAACUGGACCGCCUCACAGACCUCUUGCCCUUAUCUGAGGAGGGUCGCUCUCGUCUGGACAAACUGUCGGUCCUUCGCCUUAGUGUGGGAUACCUGAAGGCCAAGAGCUACUUUAAAGCCAUCAUGAAGAACAGCAGCAGCAGCAGCAGUCUACAGAUUCCUGGGCUGAACGGGCAGAACGGACAGAAAGGGAACAACAUGGACACCACAGGCUUCUCCGAGGGCGACCUGCUACUCCAGGCGUUGAAUGGGUUUGUGAUCGUGGUCACAUCGGAGGGUUUGGUGUUUUAUGCCUCUCCCACAAUCAAGGAAUACCUGGGCUUCCAUCAGUCGGAUGUGGUUCACCAGAGUGUCUUUGAUCUCAUCCACACUGACGACCGAGACAUGUUCAGACAGCAGCUGCAUUUCGCCCUGAACCCACCACCAAUCAGCACGGCAGGAAAUGGCUUGCAGAGCUCUGGUAACACAGAGAGGUACAGUCCUGAGCACCUUCCUCCAGAGAACUCGUCCAUCCUGGAGCGGAGCUUUGUGUGUCGCUUCCGCUGCCUCCUGGACAACUCGUCCGGCUUUCUGGCGUUGAAGUUCCAGGGGCGACUGAAGUUCCUCCACGGUCAGAGUGUUGUGAAGGACAACAAGACGUGCAACCACCCUCAGCUGGCUCUGUUCAGCAUUGCGAUGCCUGUUCAGUCCCCGUCCAUCGUGGAGAUCAGAGCUAAGAUGAUUCUGUUUCAAACCAAACACCAGCUGGACUUCACACCCAUGGGCAUUGACAGCAGGGGGAAAAUAAUCCUGGGCUACUCAGAGACUGAACUGUGUAUGAAAGGCUCCGGCUACCAAUUCAUCCACGCAGCUGAUAUGAUGUACUGCGCUGACAGACACCUGCGCAUGAUUAAAACAGGAGAGACCGGAAUCACUGUCUUCAGGCUCCUCAGUAAAUCAAACAGCUGGGUAUGGGUGAAGUCCAAUGCAAAGCUGAUCUUCAAAGAAGGACGACCAGAAUUCAUCAUCUGCUAUCAGAAAGCUUUAGUCAACAAUGAGGGUGAGGACUAUUUGCGUGAGAGGAGCUUGCAGCUUCCCUUCAGCCUCACCAGAGGAGAGGCCAUCCUCUACAACACCGGCCCCACUGUGGACGUCACGGCCUCUCAGUUCAAUAAAAUGUUCAGCAACACGGACAUAAGCAAGGACAUGGCGCCCCGCUCUUUGCUGGACUGCUUCCUGAGACAGGAUGAAACGGCGUACAUCCAGACAGUGGAGCCGCCCUUACCUGUGGACCAGGUUUACAAGGAGAGCCGCGCUCUUGUCACCAUUUCCAGUGAUGUGUGGCAGGAAAACAGCGCCCUGGUCAAUACAGACCCUGUCGCUGUGAAAGCAGAGGCCAAGCAGUCUGUGAUGGCUUUGAUCGACAACUUUCAAAAAAUGGCUCAAAGUGGGGACUUCAGUGCAGCGCUGCAGAAUCUGGAGGUGGGCGACGCUGAGCUGAUGGAGUUGGAAAACCCGCUCAAGAGAUUGGGUCAGGACGAGGAUCAGCCGAACAACAUCAGCUCUGAGCUGGACAGCAUCCUCACAAAUGACAUAUUUGACUAUAUUGACAGGGUUCUGUUCCAGGAGAAGGGAGGCGAUGGUCCAAGCAGCCUCUGCAAUAAUCCGCAGGAGCCCUUCAGUGACGCUGCUCUGUUCUCAGCCACUCAGCUCUGUGAGGCACAGUUGUUUAAUACACAGAGUCCUCUUCAUACCUACUCUCCAAAUAAUGGACUCUACACUCACCAGCAGGAUCCAGGGCAGAGCUUAUCAGACCCUGCACAGAUACUCAACAGCACCAACAAACUCUCACACCAGGGUCCCCUCAUUGCUGCGGCUGACACCAACCUACCGCCUCUUCAACAGCUGCAGCUCAAGGACAUUUUCAGCCCGUCAAUAGAGCUCCCAGAUCUUGUUGUUCCUGAUGCCCCAGCCUCAUUCCAGUCCUGCGGGCAGGUGCCCAUCAUGAGAGGGGUACAAAGGGUCCCUGCUCAGACACCGUUCCUGCCGAACAAUUUGCCGGCUCCUGCGAUGGCAGGGAAUGGACACAUGCUGCAGAGCUCAGUUAAACAACCAAAGAACAUAGCACCCGGUGUGGUGGACAUUUUGCCACAACUGAUUCCCUGCAAUGACUUAAGUUCCUCUACCACACAGAUCAUUCCCAUUCCCUUUGCUGCAGCAUGUCUGCAGGGAAGUUCCCCCUUUGAAAUGCACACGGUUCAGCAGUGGCCACAGGGUCAGCAGCAGAUGCUGCCUCAGUCUGGCAUCAUGCAGAACGGACAUCAGCUGAUGCCAGACUGUCAUGGCCAAACUUCUGAAAGCCAAACAGUUUCGCAAAGUGGUCUAUGGCACAGGCGAGUUACCGGACUGAACCACUCUCUGCAAGGCGGGCUGGCAUGUGGACAGGCAGUUACUCACAGCAGCUGCAUGUUUGAGCAGCACAUUUCCUCCAGUCCAGCAGUGGGCGACACGCUGGCGAUAUCUGGUUCUUCAGGCCUGAGGCAAACAGGAGUGACGCUGGAUCCAAGUCCUCUUCAAGGUUCCUGCUGCUUCCAGUGGAGCCGCAGUGAACCAGUGGUGGGAGCAUCGACCAUCAACCAGAUGAAAGGCAACAUCCCGUCAGAGCACAUUCAGCACUACCAGGAAAACCACAGGCAGACACAGGAUGAAAAACUCUUGUCUGAACUCAAUGGGAUCUUUGCGGCUCCUCCCCAUGAUGUAGCCAUGUACUCUGGGUAGUCGAGGAAAACACGGUGCCUGUAUCAGUGCUUUUAAUGCUUACCCUCCUUUUUUGUAUCACUUUGUGUUAUAUUUACUGUGUCCACUCUCAUGUUUGUCAGUUUCUAUUGAAGAUACACUUAAAAAAAUAACGAUAAUGAAAAUAUAAAAAAAUAAAAAUGAAGUAUAAAGCCGAAAGUGCCUGUACCAGAAUGGAACUUUAGCCAGUUAGUAAGCUGGGUCGGGGGAACCCUAAAAAGUUAAAGAAAAAUGUAUUUACAAGGCAAACAGUGCUCAUGUCCACAGAUUUCCCAGAUUUAAAUUCAUGAAACAGUCAGAAUGUGAUUUUUUUUUAUAUAUACAUAUACACAGCUGUACCACCAUCAUCCUUAUCACUACAGAUGAAAUCAUCUGUAUAUUUGAAACGAAAUGCUUAAAAUGGCCUAUGUAAGUAUAUAAAUACAAUAUUGGACGCCAAUGUAUUGUAUAUAUGCUUCAAUAGAAGGGCUGAUAACUUGUGUUUAUCUGUGUUCAGUGUAAAUGUGCACGAAUCUCAACAUUCAAGACCAAGAUUUAACGAGUAGAGGAAACAAAAUCACAAUUAACAAAAAUGACAUCUGUCAUAUUAGGCCUUCUUUCGGCUGCUGCUGCUGCUGCUGUCAGGGAUGGAAACGUUUUGAUUAGCUGCAUCAUUUCAGUUCAGUUAAGGAUUUAUCGAAACAGGAAAUAAGUACAGCUGAGGGAGAUUGUAUCCAAAUUCUCUGCUGCCAAUUAAGACUCAUGGGCUAUUUAACAAAAAUGCAUCUUCCUGGUGUUGGUAAAGCAGUGGCAAUCUGGGACCAUUAGCUUUGAGAAACCAGAGCAUUGACAAUCUCAUUCCAUUUGUUGAAAUCCUCUAUACAUCCCGAUAGAAAUCCCUGAAGAUAGUGAUGAUCAGAAGUUAGCAAGUAAGUUGCGGCAAAGUCAGUUGUCAGUCAGUCAGUGAAUGUUCAUGUGUUUUAAGGGCGGUGCAUAUAUAUGUAUAUAUAUAUAUAUAUAUAUAUAUAUAUAUAUAUAUAUAUUGUACAUAUUUUGAAAGUUUCACCUGCUCUUUGUUGCUUUUCCAGGAUUAGGUCUCAGAUGAUGGAAAACAAUUCCUGAAUCUGCCUCCUUAAUGAAAUUGGCUCUGAAAGGAUUAAAGGAUUCUUCCUUGUCCUCUACCUUUUCACCUUUCAACUAAGUUUCAAUAAAAUUAGCUCAGUAGUUUUUGCGUCAUCCUGCUAAAGACAGAAAAACAGCAAUUAAAAUAUAUGAUUAAAACUUCCUCGGCAGAAGUUACAAAUGAUGGAUGAACUUAAUACAUAAUUUCACACCUUCUUCAGAGAUGUGAGUGAAUUUGCAGAAUCUCUCAACCAAACAUUCACAUAUUUCUCUGCCAUCCUCAUAUUAUCUGAUCUCGUAACUAUAUUUUCCACUUCCCACACUAAGCCAUAUACAUUGUUACCCUUUUUUUUUCUUUGCUGUCUUGCUUGAAAAUAUUUGUAUUUUGUGUCUUUCUUUAUAUUCAUAUUCACCACACUACAAAAAGACAUGGCAGCUUAACCACGUAUAUCCCGCUGCAUUGUGGGAAAUCACUCGGUAUCUCACCUUCCAUUAAGAUUCUGUUUUGUGGUUUCAAACCUUAAUGUCUAAGGACACUUAAUGAAUUGUCUUUGAUGACGGACUUUGAUCAGGCUCACCCCCUCGGAUUAAAAAACAAACCUGGAGCCAAAUGUUUUCUUCACAGUUGUAUUCAUAUUUUUAAAUGUGUGCCUAGACAGUCGCCAUAUUGUCCUUUAUUUGUACAACAAUUUUUCAGUUUAUUUAGCCAAGUAGUAGAAUUAUCUAUAUCAUAAUACAAUAUGUGUAUUAAAUACGUAACAGCCUUUUUUCUACUGAUAAAUGCUUUUUCAUAAAUGUUUGUUAUGAUUAAA
Pleuronectes platessa (European plaice) is the source of this 5243-nucleotide messenger RNA. RefSeq names its product aryl hydrocarbon receptor. The record is from RefSeq and is a predicted model, not a curated record. Gene Ontology annotation, cellular component: aryl hydrocarbon receptor complex; nucleus. Gene Ontology annotation, molecular function: protein dimerization activity; transcription cis-regulatory region binding; nuclear receptor activity. The transcript has 11 exons. Gene Ontology annotation, biological process: regulation of transcription by RNA polymerase II. The coding region runs from base 424 to 3312 and encodes 962 amino acids. NCBI's taxonomy places the organism in Eukaryota, Metazoa, Chordata, Actinopteri, Pleuronectiformes, Pleuronectidae.